Messenger RNA from Penicillium paradoxum, 333 nucleotides. RefSeq names its product Dabb family protein. The transcript is spliced from 3 exons. NCBI's taxonomy places the organism in Eukaryota, Fungi, Ascomycota, Eurotiomycetes, Eurotiales, Aspergillaceae. The coding region runs from base 1 to 333 and encodes 110 amino acids. The record is from RefSeq and is a predicted model, not a curated record.
AUGUCAAUUACCCACCUCGUUCUAUUCCAGUUCAAAUCAGAUGUGGCUGCUGAAGCUAUUCAAGCUGCCUGCGGGCGUAUGCUUGAUUUGAAAGACAAUUGCCUACAUCCAUCAUCGCAAAAGCCCUAUAUCAAAUCAGCCUCGGGUGGGAAGGAUAACUCGCCGGAAGGCAUUCAGAACGGUAUUACACAUGCCUUUGUGGUAGAGUUCGCGAGUGCUGAAGAUCGUGACUAUUACGUACAAAGUGAUCCGGUCCAUCAGGGGUUUAUCAAAAGCCUCGACGGGCUCGUCGAGAAAGCACAGGUCAUUGACUUCACUAAUGGUGUUCUUUGA